AUGCUUUGGUUUUACCUUCUUGCUGCCGCUUUGGCUGCUGAUCCAGGAGUCGCUCCGAUUGGAAACCCUCGUACCACCACCACAAAUACCCCUAACUUGGCUGGUAUGCAACUUGAGACCACUACAAAUACCCCUACCACCAACCCUGCUGUGGCAAACACUGCCACUACUGGUGCUACUACGCCUGCUGGCGCUACCACUCCCGCUGGUGCUACCACUCCCGCUGGGGCCACCACGCCCGCUGGUGCUGCUACUGGAACCACCGGAACUGGUACUGCUACUGGCACAACUACCGGAACUGGUACUAGAACUGGUACUACUGCUACCCCUGCUGCUACUACGCCCGCUGCUGCAACCACUGGCACUGGCACUGGUACUACCACUGGUACCGCUACCGGUACCGCUACCGGAACUGUGAACACUGCUACCAUGAACGCUUCCCAGUUUUCUGUCUACGAACUCACAAGAGGCAUGAACUCUGAUCAGCUUAUCGCCUGGUCUUCUACUCGUACUAACGCUGGUACUGGUACUGGUACUACUACUCCUGCUGCCGGUGCUGCCGCUGACACGGCUCCUGCUGCUGCUCCUGAACCUGCUGGUAGUAUUGCUGCUACCCAGGCCCCACCUCCAGCAGAUAUUACUUACGUUACGACCCUUAAGAGCAGAGCUUCUCCUACUGCUGCUCAGGCUGCUGCCGCCACCCCUGCAUCCUCUGGUGCUGGUGAGAACUCUGGCUCCCUGUCCUUCGCCGGUGCUGGCUCUAAGAAGAGCCUCGCCACUUCUGGUCUCUUUGCUGGCCUUGUAGCCGUUGCACUCGCUCUCUGA
Messenger RNA from Candidozyma haemuli, 825 nucleotides. It is a transcript of the gene PGA33, whose product is annotated as Pga33p. The record is from RefSeq and is a predicted model, not a curated record. NCBI's taxonomy places the organism in Eukaryota, Fungi, Ascomycota, Pichiomycetes, Serinales, Metschnikowiaceae. The transcript has a single exon. Bases 1 to 825 code for a protein of 274 amino acids.